This is a messenger RNA of Drosophila eugracilis, 4037 nucleotides long. RefSeq names its product protein sneaky (gene snky). Gene Ontology annotation, cellular component: membrane. The record is from RefSeq and is a predicted model, not a curated record. NCBI's taxonomy places the organism in Eukaryota, Metazoa, Arthropoda, Insecta, Diptera, Drosophilidae. The transcript has 2 exons. The coding region runs from base 477 to 2675 and encodes 732 amino acids.
CCCCCCAAGUGAGACGGCAGGUGCAGUCCUCAGAGCAGCUCUAUUAUAAUUGGAUUACCCGUUGGAGUUGAGAGAGAGAGAGAGGGAACCGAUAAACUGAAUGUUCUUGCAUUCCCUUGGUCAGCGCAAAAGUGGUCUAGACAAGUCCCAGGUAACUGCUGAUUGUCUGGGGGGUCCUGACCAACUCCCAGGCUCAUUCCCUGCUGCCUGGACUUUGUGCACUCUUUUAAACGGGGUAUCACUUAUAUGGCUAGAAAAUUGAAAGUCACAGAGGGAGUCAAGAGUCUAUUAAUGUUAGGCAAUUACCACGCUAGUAGUGACCGCUUAGUGGUUACCUAUUAUUUGUUUAUUUAAAUAUUAUAGUUUAACAUGUGUUAAAUAGACAAUAAAAGGCUGUAGCAAGACUAGUUAAUUUCAGCUUAAAGACUAACUAAAAACAAUAUUGAAGCUAACACCAUCAGAAGGCUAAGUCAAGGAUGUCAGGUAGAACUUUUCAUUCUCGACAAAAUAUAAGUCUAAGCCUUGACAUGUUUUCAUUUCUGGCAAAACCAUUUCUGCCCAUCUAUUGCUAUUUAUAUAAUCCAACCACCGAGAAUAGUGUGCGCAACCGAUGUCUCCGCAGCCUGAUCAGCUUCGUUUUGGGCCUAGCUCUGGGUUACCUCCUCUGGAAGCUGGUGGCAUUGAACUUCAGCUUGGGCCGACUGUUCUCCCAUGGACGCACUGAAGUCUCAGCCCUUACUAUCUUUGUCCUGCUGACCGGAACGGCCUUUAUGUUGAUCCGAUCUGUUCGGACUAUAAUAAUGCUGAUAUUUGUAGCUUUGGUUGGCAAAUCUGGAAGGACCUAUCUGCGAGCUGUGGCCUUUGCCUUUAUAAUAUCAGGACCUAUUGCAAAUCUAGUUGAUAAUGCAGAAGAGGUGGCCAGAGUGUUUGUCUGCACUACGGUAUUAACGUAUAAUCUUUCCAAAACACGAUUUGAUUUGAUGGCCAAACCGUUUACCAACACACUGAGGCACAUGCGAGGAGAUGUUGAGGAGAUACGACAGACCUUUUCGGAGUUGCAAGGAGUUCUUGGGGAUCUUAAGUACGCCGUAGAGAAUUCCGAUAUCGAAGAUGAGAAAUUUGGUGAUAAGAAGUCUAAACCCUCCUAUGCAAGAUGGGCAAGAGAAUCUAAGAAGGUGAACAUCAGUAAACCUGGUAUAGACGGUAAGGAGCUUCCAACUGCCGCUGAGGUUCAGGAGCGUUUUCAGCGGAAUAUGAGAAACCGCUGCAAGCAUCAACUGAGUAGCGGCCAUAGGGUGUGCUUGGAAAUAUUUCGAAAGGGUUACCGGAAGUGCACCACCAAUUUUCCCUCUUUGAUAGGCAAGGCCAUCUGCUGGCCCUACCGCGUGGAUAUCAUUUGCGAACUGGACCUCUUUGGCAAUCCGGACAAGAUAUGUGACCCAUCAGAGGUGAUACCACGUAACUUCGGCGAGACCUAUGUGGAGUUACUAAAAGCUGAGAAGGAGCUCUUCGAUAACAGCUCACAAAUAGAGGUCAACUAUGAAAUCAGAGAUAAGGAACUGGUCAAAAGCAAACUAAAGUCAGCGGAAAUAACCGCAAAGGCCUUUACGGAUGACUUUGACCGACGAAAGCGUAAAUUUAACAAAGUAAUGGGAGUCCUGCAAAAGAUUUUAAGUUUGUUUAUGCUGCGAUUGGUUUUUGUUUCUAUACACUAUUACUAUUAUUAUCUGAACGAUGUGGAAUUCGAUAACUUUUAUAUUACAGAAUAUUUUAAGCACGUGGACAGGCGGCGCAAGAAUAAUCGUGAUGAUGUUAUCUUACCUCUGCACACCUAUGAGAAAUCCUUGUACAUUGACCUGGAUCACAUCUUCAGUCGUACUCAAGAGGAGUCCACCACUGUCUUUUUCAGUUUGUUGCAGUUUUUGCUGGAAAUUGUUACAGCGGGCUUAUUUAUUCUUAUUGAUCAUUUGGUUGUUGAAUUGCUGCUCAUUAUCCGCCAGCGAUCAAUGAUUACCUACCACCAGGAGGGUGAGCAUGAAGUGCGAUUUAAUAUCAGUGGCGUGGGUCAAAUGGCGCGACUACUGCGCACCACCAUGCAUAACUUCAACAUCCACGAGAGGGUCUCCACCUCGCUGACCAACGAAGAGUGCUUACCAAAUCCCCAAGUACUGCCAAAAACGUUCUACUAUCAACUUUUAUUGCUAUAUCUGGUGAUUAUAUUGCUGAUCUAUCAGAGUACUACCUUCCUGCGAAUGAGACGAGUGAUCUGCAGCUUUUCCUACUACAAACGCGAAAAGCAACGAAUCCUUUUCCUCUACAACCGCAUCAUGCGGAAUCGCCUCAAUGCACUUAGGAAUUUAGUUCGAGAUGCUGAGGAUAACUUGGCUUCACAUCGCAUCCAGCAGAAAGUGAAUGUUUUCCUGUGGCUGCGCUUCUCAUGCCCCGCGAUAUUUAGUUGGCUUCGAGUCUUUAAGUUCGCUAAGAGGGUUUGCUUGGUUUGCCGGAAGUAUGAGGAUCCAACCUUCACCAUGUGCAACAAUUGUGACUUGCCAUAUUGUGAUGAUUGCGCCGAUGAUCUUAACAGCGUGUGUUUGCAAUGUGGCACGGUACUCACAAGGAUUUCAGGACAAUCUAGCAGCAGCGUUGAGGUUUUCUCAAAUAGGAAGAAGAAAUGAACGUCUCAAUGUUGGAAAAGGAUCAUCAAGGAUCAUAUAACUUUGUAUCUUUGUUAUUAAGUUUCAUUUGAUUCAAAUUAUUUAAGCCAUGGAAACUUUAGUUGGUAUCCUUAAAGAUUAGCCCUUGUAAGAUAGGUUAAAUGCAUUUUCCUAGCAUAUAUAAUUUAUAAAGCCUUUUAAUGACUUUACCAAAGUUUAUCUCGUAUGUGGAAACUUUUCCUUUUAAAUAGGAAUUUCCUCGUAAGGCCUCUCCCUUUGCAAUCAUCUUCUUAGAAAUUGGUCCCUUAAUCCCACUGGCACUACCCUUUAUUAACUGUCUUUCUGUAUGAUAAUCAUAUCUUCAACCUAAUUGCCAUUUUUCCAGUCUGUCAAACUUAAUUCUCAACAUUUAACCCUGGCCCUGGCCACUCCCAACUACUUCCUCGGCCGAUGGCACUGUCUGCCAGUUGUCUACUGUAAGUUGGAAAACAUUUUCUUUUGGAACAACAAGCAUCGCUCAAUUAGUUGUCCACCCUUUUGUCUGGGCCACCCUAAACGUCCCAUCCCGUCUGUCCCAGCAUAAUUAUGCACAUGUCUGUUGGCGGUGGAGCUGGAAAACUUUUUGUCCUUAGACAAACUUUGCUCAAGCGUCGCUGAUUCGAUUAUGCCACUGGAAAGUAAGCUACAGAGGAGCAUUUCGGGCACUACUUCGGAGCACUACACUCAACUGCAAGGAUUAAGUUACAAAAUUGUUAAUUAAAAAUAAUAAAAACGCUAAUUGAAGAAAUGCCUAAAGUAAUGUUGGAACUCCUUUUGCCAACGAACUGAAAGCGGUAACAAAAGUUUCUCGGUUGAAAAUUGUCUAGACUUUUUGGGAUCAGCCAAGAUGAUGAUGAUGGGGGAACGCUUUCGGGUACUUGCCUCACCGACGGACUGGGAUGAAACAGUUGCAACAAUGAUGACGACAAAGUCUCGCCCACGCCCUGUUCCAGUUUUAAUAUUCAUAAGGCUUUUGGCCUCUGCGUCGUCUGCCUGCAAUAAAAUAAUUAUGCAAACAUGGGAUGAUAAUGUGGAGGGUGGAGCGGUUUGGUGACGGAACCACAGACCAAAGGAGCUGCGUCUUUCCAUUGAAAUUUCACACAUUUCCCUGGAAAAAACGAGACCGAAAAAAUGCGCGAAAUUUUCUUACGAAAAACAAAUACCACAGCGAAGGUUGAAGAAUCCACAUUCAGACUCAACACUGGUCGACAUGCCGUGUGCAAAGGUGAUUAUUUGACGUUCACACCUUGUUGCAGGGACACCCCCUUCCACACCUCCGUUCGAGAUAAUGGGGCGAGGUCGUCGUCGACGCUCGUCGGCGGUUGUUGUGAUCAGCCACAGAAG